AACGUUCUCCCGCCCGGACGCAAGAUGGCUGGCGGCGGCCACGCUUUGCCCUCCUCUCCUCCGCUUCCGGCGGAGGGCGGAAGUGGGCCGCGGAGGCGGCCUCGGGGGCUGGUGAGGGGUCAAGAUGGCGGCCGGACCCAUCUCGGAGAGGAACCAAGAUGCCACUGUGUACGUCGGAGGCUUGGACGAGAAGGUCAGUGAACCCUUGCUGUGGGAGCUCUUCCUCCAGGCCGGCCCAGUUGUGAACACCCACAUGCCCAAAGACAGAGUCACUGGCCAGCAUCAAGGCUAUGGCUUUGUGGAGUUCCUCAGCGAGGAGGACGCGGACUACGCCAUCAAGAUCAUGAACAUGAUCAAGCUCUACGGAAAGCCGAUCCGGGUGAACAAGGCCUCGGCCCACAACAAGAACCUGGACGUGGGCGCCAACAUCUUCAUCGGCAACCUGGACCCGGAGAUUGACGAGAAGCUGCUCUACGACACCUUCAGCGCCUUUGGGGUCAUCCUGCAGACCCCCAAGAUCAUGCGCGACCCCGACACGGGCAACUCCAAGGGCUACGCGUUCAUCAACUUCGCCAGCUUCGACGCUUCCGACGCGGCCAUCGAGGCCAUGAACGGACAGUACCUCUGCAACCGGCCCAUCACGGUCUCCUACGCCUUCAAGAAGGACUCCAAGGGCGAGAGGCACGGCUCGGCCGCCGAGCGCCUCCUGGCCGCCCAGAACCCCCUCUCGCAGGCCGACCGGCCCCACCAGCUUUUUGCAGACGCUCCUCCCCCGCCAUCGGUCCCAACCCCAGUCGUUACCACCUUGGGGCCGGGGGUCACUCCGCCAGGCAUCCCACCGCCCGGAUCGUUCCCUCCACCAGUGCCACCCCCGGGAGCGAUGCCUCCAGGAAUGCCUCCGGCCAUGCCGCCUCCACCCAUGCCGCCAGGGGCCGGAGCCCCCGGACCCCCUUCUGGAGGUGCUCCUGGUGGGGGACACCCUCCCCACCCGCACCCUUUCCCUCCCGGCGGGAUGCAUCCAGGGAUGCCGCAGAUGCAGGUCCACCACGGGAUGCCUGGGAUGGGACCACAUCACCCGGGGCCGCCGGGUGCAGGAGGCCAACCGCCGCCCCGUCCGCCUCCAGGAAUGCCCCAUCCUGGGCCACCACCUAUGGGCAUGCCUCCCAGAGGGCCACACUUUGGAUCACCCAUGGGCCACCCAGGCCCCAUGCCCCCCCACGGGAUGCGAGGGCCUCCUCCUUUGAUGCCGCCCCACGGAUACAACGGCCCGCCUCGCCCCCCUCCCUACGGCUACCAGCGAAUCCCUCUCCCGCCGCGCCCUGCCCAGAGACCCAUGGUGCCGCCCCGAGGGCCCAUGCGGGGGCCCAUGCCCCCCUAGAGAAGAGAACAUUGCAAGCGGACAUCAAGAAGCCUCGGCCAGCCACGGGAUCCUUCUGCCUCCUUUUCCUUUGGACAACAUUCCAGUGCGCCAGAGCCCCCUGGCCCCCUUCCGGACGUGGGAAAAACCCACCUCUUGCUUGGGAUGAGGCUUUUCUCAUCCUGGUCUCCUUUAACUCCAUUGUCGCUGCAAACAAAGAUGAUCCGGCUGUUGGUUAGUUUUUAAUUGUCUGUGUUGCAUUUAUCCUCCCUUUUUGUGAAAUCUGACGUAGAAAUACAGUUUGCAAAUAAAAGUUGGGGAAGGUUCUCUUUGGAGACUACAAUAA
Messenger RNA from Hemicordylus capensis (graceful crag lizard), 1703 nucleotides. RefSeq names its product splicing factor 3b subunit 4 (gene SF3B4). The record is from RefSeq and is a predicted model, not a curated record. Bases 125 to 1378 code for a protein of 417 amino acids. Gene Ontology annotation, cellular component: U12-type spliceosomal complex; nucleolus. Lineage: Eukaryota; Metazoa; Chordata; Lepidosauria; Squamata; Cordylidae. The transcript has 6 exons. Gene Ontology annotation, molecular function: RNA binding. Gene Ontology annotation, biological process: positive regulation of mRNA splicing, via spliceosome.